This is a messenger RNA of Peromyscus californicus insignis, 2634 nucleotides long. RefSeq names its product zinc finger FYVE-type containing 27 (gene Zfyve27). Lineage: Eukaryota; Metazoa; Chordata; Mammalia; Rodentia; Cricetidae. Gene Ontology annotation, cellular component: endoplasmic reticulum tubular network; growth cone membrane. Gene Ontology annotation, molecular function: metal ion binding. The coding region runs from base 151 to 1386 and encodes 411 amino acids. The record is from RefSeq and is a predicted model, not a curated record. Gene Ontology annotation, biological process: positive regulation of axon extension; protein localization to plasma membrane; endoplasmic reticulum tubular network formation. The transcript has 13 exons.
GACGACUCUCUGGGACCUGUGACUUCGGAACGUCGGUGGGAGGUGGUGCGGCGUGGGGUGGGGCGGGCCUGAGGGAACGCUCCGGGGCUCGGUGGCCCUUCCGUCCCCCUGGCCGUCCCUGCCCAUCUCUCCCCUGGGCCAGUGUCCGGGAUGCAGACAGCAGCUCGGGACCUGAGUGGGCCAGAGGUGAGCCCCGGAGUGAUGCCUGAGGUUCUCUCUGAGAGUCCACCUGCCCCCACCAAGUCCACAGCGUUUGAUCUUUUCAACCUGGUUCUGUCCUACAAGAGGCUGGAGAUCUACCUGGAACCCCUGAAGGACGCAGGUGAUGGUGUUCGGUACUUGCUAAGGUGGCAGAUGCCUUUGUGUUCCUUGAUGACCUGCCUGGGCCUCAACAUCUUGUUCCUCACUUUGAACGAGGGUGCCUGGUACUCCAUGGGUGCCUUGAUGAUUUCGGUGCCUGCCCUGCUGGGCUACCUUCAGGAGGUUUGCCGGCCACAGCUGCCAGAUUCGGAGCUGAUGCGGAGGAAAUACCACAGCGUAAGGCAGGAGGACCUACAGAGAGUUCGCCUUUCCCGACCGGAGGCUGUGGCUGAGGUGAAGAGCUUCUUGAUUCAGCUGGAAGCCUUCCUGACCCGCCUGUGCUGUACCUGUGAGUCAGCCUACCGUGUGCUACACUGGGAGAACCCCAUGGUGUCCUCACAGUUCUAUGGCGCUCUCCUGGGCAUGGUUUGCAUGCUCUACCUGCUGCCUCUCUGCUGGGUCCUUGCCCUUUUAAACAGCACGCUCUUUCUGGGAAACGUGGAAUUCUUCCGAGUGGUGUCUGAGUACAGGGCUUGUCUGCAGCGGCGGAUGAACCCCCGGCAGGAAGAGUAUGCCUGUGAGAGUUCAGCACUGCAGGAUGCCGAGGGAAGGAGUUCUCUGCUGGACAGCACACCUGACCCUACACCCACAGAGGACCUCACGCCAGGCAGUGUGGAAGAGGCUGAGGAGGCUGAGCCAGAUGAAGAGUUCAAAGAUGCAAUUGAGGAGACCCACCUGGUGGUGCUGGAGGAUGAUGAGGGCACCCCGUGCCCAGCAGAGGAUGAGCUGGCCCUGCAGGACAAUGGGUUCCUCAGUAGGAACGAGGUGUUGCGCAGCAAGGUGUCACGGCUUACAGAACGGCUCCGCAAGCGCUAUCCCACCAACAACUUUGGGAACUGUGCGGGCUGUGCUGCCACUUUCUCGGUGCUGAAGAAGAGGCGGAGCUGCAGCAACUGUGGGAACAGUUUCUGCUCUCGGUGCUGCUCCUUCAAGGUGCCCAAGUCCUCCAUGGGGGCCACAGCUCCUGAAGCCCAGAGAGAGACUGUGUUUGUGUGUGCCUCCUGUAAUCAGACCUUGAGCAAGUGAGAAGAGGAGAGAGAGAGGCCAGGCUCCCUCUGUCCCGGGGCCAGCAGUAGACCCUCCUCUCCCAACCCUGGUCCUCUGAGGCGUGUGCUGGGCAAAUGUAGCCUGACAGCUAGGUCCUUCCUGCCCUUCCCCUGCUGCCUCCAGCUGGGCUGGUGAUCCUCUAAGGCCCACGGGGAGAGGAGUCCCUGGAGCUGUUUGCCCUGAACCACCCUGUGCCCUGUUGAUUCUGGACUGGCCAGAGAAUGUCCACCAGAGGGCGGAAUUGAGCAUAGCCUGCUCUCGGCUGAGCUCUGAUGGUCAAGGCCAGACUGACCUUAGGCUCUAAGAGACCUGAGGUGGGGAAAGAGGUUCUUCCCUGUUGAGUGCCGGCCGGCUAAGCCCCAGAGAGCCUGCAGGAUGACUUAGACACCAUGACCUGACUCUGCCCUUUGAGUAGCCUCAGGGGCUGUUGUUUUCAGACAUGAUUGGAGUUCCCAGGUGCCCAGAGGAGAGUGCGCAUGAGGGUACUGAUCCAGUCUCUCAGUGUCAAGUGGAUGGCAGCAUGGGGAAGCUCUGCCUACAGGAUCUUAUCUCCCAUGACUCUCUGGUGUCCUCAGCCCUGCUGGGAUGGCUGCGAGACCCUCACAUCACUCCUGCUCCUGCCCUGGGUCUAGGGCACCCCACCUCUCUUCUCUCACACUGCCACCUCUCCCUAACCCUUACUCCGUAGAACAUGAGGCCAGGGGAGUGGAGCAGAGAUUCUGAAAGCCCUUGGCCUUUGAGGUCCGGGAAAGUGUAGGACUUGAUGGGCUGGCUCUUAGAGUCCAGGGCUGUUCCUGGAGAACAGUGUCCAUUGUGGAAUAAGGUCACAUGAUUAGUUUUAUGUUCCCUCUGAUCUGCCAAGGGGGCCCUGUGCCUCUUCUUAAGCCAUGAGCUGGCUCAGGCCCCCCUUCCCUGGAGCUGCCCUGUCUUUUCAAAGUAUUUAUUUAUUUAUUUCAUGGUUCCUGGGAGCAUGCAGCGCAGGGCUGGGGUGAAGAAGAUGAGGGGCUUCUGCAGGACCUUGCAUCUGGGGUGCGAUGAGCGACUCCCGUCUGAAGUCCUCUUUGCUGAUUGGCCAUGUACAGAGCAGUGAGGGUUUGGCAGUGCGGACCAAGCAGGUGAGGUGUACCCUUUGUUCUGGUGAGAGAGCAUUACCUCUGUGCUUAUUUAUUCUGGAGAGCAGUGUAAAGGAACUGUAUGGAGAAUUGUCAAUAAAAGGCCCCAAGCUUA